UGUGAAGUUGUGACCAUGUCUGGAAGAGGAAAGGGCAGUGGGAAAGGUCGCGCCAAGGCGAAGUCUCGGUCGUCCCGGGCUGGCCUGCAGUUCCCGGUGGGCCGUGUUCACAGGCUCCUGAGAAAGGGCAACUAUGCUGAGCGUGUGGGUGCCGGAGCGCCGGUCUAUCUGGCUGCGGUGAUGGAGUAUCUGACGGCUGAAAUCCUGGAGCUGGCCGGUAACGCGGCCCGGGACAACAAGAAGACCCGCAUCAUCCCCAGGCACCUGCAGCUGGCCGUGCGCAACGACGAGGAGCUCAACAAGCUACUGGGAGGGGUGACCAUCGCUCAGGGCGGGGUGCUGCCUAAUAUCCAGGCCGUGCUGCUGCCCAAGAAAACCGCCGCUGGGGGCUCCGCUAAAAAGUGAAGACACCAUUCUUGAA
Hemiscyllium ocellatum (epaulette shark) is the source of this 421-nucleotide messenger RNA. RefSeq names its product histone H2A-like. Lineage: Eukaryota; Metazoa; Chordata; Chondrichthyes; Orectolobiformes; Hemiscylliidae. The record is from RefSeq and is a predicted model, not a curated record. Gene Ontology annotation, cellular component: nucleosome. Gene Ontology annotation, molecular function: structural constituent of chromatin; protein heterodimerization activity; DNA binding. Bases 16 to 405 code for a protein of 129 amino acids. The transcript has a single exon.